UUGCUAAACAACUACUCACCUUACAGGUACGUUUUCCUCAGUCAGCUGAUACAAGCUAGAGUAUAUUCACAGGUGGGAUAAGUAAGAGAAGAGGAUGUUUCAGCGAAGGAAGACGGCUUUUAGUUCAUCAAAAUAUGUCGUACUUAGGACCUGACAGCCAUCUACCGCCAACAGAACAUUUGGGAUAAAGACCACCGUACUGUGAGGUCACUAUCCAAGAUGGCGCUCCCCGUGAGGACUAAUAUGAAGCAUCUCUUCGGAUUAAUUCACAAGUUUAACUCUUCUAAAAGACUCCUCUGCUCUGCAGCAUGCUCGGGAAACAAGGAGCCUGCAGGAGGGGGCCGUGUGUUCUCUGGGAUCCAGCCCACCGGGGUGCCCCACCUGGGGAACUACCUGGGGGCUCUGGAGAACUGGGUGUCCCUGCAGAGCCAGUUCCCCUCCGUGCUGUACAGCAUCGUGGAUCUGCACUCCAUCACUCAGCCUCAGGACCCGGCUCAGCUGCGCAGCAACAUCCUGGACAUGGCCGCCAGUCUGCUGGCCUGCGGCAUCGACCCGGAGAGAGCCGUGCUCUUCCAGCAGUCUCAGGUGUUGGAGCACGCUGAGCUCUCCUGGAUCCUCGGCUGUUUGACCACCAUGCCCCGCCUCCGACACCUGCCGCAGUGGAAGAUGAAGAGCAAACAGAAGAAUGAGGGCAGUGUCGGUCUCUUCACGUAUCCCGUCCUCCAGGCUGCAGAUAUUCUCCUCUACAAGUCGACUCACGUGCCCGUCGGAGAGGAUCAGGUCCAACAUCUGGAGCUGGCGCAGGAUCUCGCUCGGAUCUUCAACAACCGCUACGGAGAUCUGUUCCCUGAACCCGCCGCGCUGCUCAGCUCUACACGAAAGGUCAAAUCCCUCCGCGACCCUUCAGUCAAAAUGUCCAAAUCCGACCCUCACGCCAUGGCAACCAUCAGCCUCACGGACUCCUCGGACGACAUCGCCCUCAAGCUGCGUCGCGCCGUCACCGACUUCAACUCGGAGGUGACGUUCGACCCGGAGACGCGGCCCGGCGUGUCCAACCUGGUGACGAUCCACGCUGCCAUGGCGAUGAUCGGCGUGGAGGAGGCGGUGUCUCAGGCCGCCGGGUUGGACACGGGGGCUUAUAAGAGGCUGGUGACUGAGGCGGUGAUCCAGAGGGUUACACCAAUCAGAGAGGAGAUCCAGAGGCUGAGGGCGGACCGCCAACACCUGGAGGGGGUGCUGCGGGAGGGGGGCUGCCGGGCGCGAGAGUUAGCUGCACCCGUCCUGAGGGAGGUCCGGCAGAGGGUGGGCUUCUCCUGAGAGGAGCUGGGUUUAAACUGCAGGAUGGACUCAGAUCUGCUGCUGCUGGUAUCAGGUUUUAUUCCUGUGACUGUUAACAUCUCCAGGAUGUUCAAGGUGUAACUCAUGACAGCAACAUCUAUUCCCCCACCUCCUCUCAGGUGGGCUUCUCCUGAGAGGAGCUGGGGGAAUAGAUACGAUACGAUAAUACUUUAUUGGUCAGAUCAAGUCUGACAUUUGCAUCACAGCAGCUCCAUGUGUAACAUCAACAUAGACAAAUAUCAAGACACAAUACAUGACCAACAAGCAUUUAACAUAACAGCACCAUCACUGAGAGAAAACCUGCUCAAAGAGCCUUCAGCGUGCAUUUGAUCUGGGAUCAGCUCUGUGUUUACUGUGAGGAUUGACUGGAGCACAAAGGAUGCUUCAGUCUGACUUGAGAGCUGGGUUUAAACUGCAGGAUGGACUCAGAUCUGCUGCUGCUGACAUCAAGUUGUAUUCCUGUGACUGUUAACAUCUCCAGGAUAUUCAAGGCUGGAACUCAUGACAGCAACAUGUGGUGGAAGCAAAGUGGAAAGGACUCAAACGUUGUGACUUUAAACUGAUUUGCUGGUGAUAUUUUGCCCUCUAUGUUUGUCUUCUAUCUUUGUCUCAUUUAAAUGAAUGAGGGCGGGGGGAACGUCUUUUAAAGCAAUGCUAAUGUUGCUCUUCUCCAUCCAAACAAGACAACAUGUCCCUUUUUGUUUCUGCACUUCUUUUUAAGACUCUGUUACUUAUUUAUCUAAUUGUCUUUGGGGUUUUAAAUGUAUGUGUUUUCCAGAAUACCACAUGCUAUUCUUUACAGGAUCUUGUCUUUAUGGUUCUUGAUGCUAACGGUUCUCAGCCAAUCUGCCGUGCCACUAAAAUCAAGGAAACGUUAGAACAAUAUAUUCUAAGACGUAACUUAUAUAGUUAUACAGGUCUUGAACAGUGUCCGUCAUGCACAACAGAGAGGGUCAAUAAAAACCAUUGAUACAUGAGUGAAGGAUUGUCUCGUCUCUAGCUGCUGCAUGAAACUCUUCAGGACACGACGCCGUGUGUGUGU
Messenger RNA from Trematomus bernacchii (emerald rockcod), 2380 nucleotides. RefSeq names its product tryptophanyl tRNA synthetase 2, mitochondrial (gene wars2). Gene Ontology annotation, molecular function: ATP binding; tryptophan-tRNA ligase activity. NCBI's taxonomy places the organism in Eukaryota, Metazoa, Chordata, Actinopteri, Perciformes, Nototheniidae. Gene Ontology annotation, cellular component: mitochondrial matrix; mitochondrion. Gene Ontology annotation, biological process: mitochondrial tryptophanyl-tRNA aminoacylation. The record is from RefSeq and is a predicted model, not a curated record. The transcript has 8 exons. Bases 220 to 1317 code for a protein of 365 amino acids.